UUUUUCCUGUGUGGCUCUCUCCGAGCCCGUACGUUCUUUCUCGUUUGUGGUCCCACCGAGUCGGGUCACAAGACAGCUUCCCCAAAGAAGGCACCGGAAAAGAUGCCAGCUACGGCCGUGGAGACGGCGGGUGCCAACGGUGUGGCCGACAAGCUGGCCUCUGCGACGCUUGUCGAGAGCAACGGCAAGGAUGAGAGUGGAGCCGAGGACGAGGAAGAGAAGAAGGCAAAGGCCGCAAAGGAAAAGGCUGGUGUGGCACAGGUACAGAGCGAGCCACCCAGGGUGGGUCUCACAAAGAUCUUCCUCGAUGGGUGCUAUCCCAUGGGCGAGUUCCAGGACUAUGAUGAGACCAAAUUUACCGAUGACACUCGUUCUCGUCGCACGCCAGAGGAGCUGCGUGAAAGGGAACGGUUGUUGACAGAGGGCGAAGGCAACAACCUCAACCUGAUUCGCAGGGCGGCUGAAGCCCACCGACAGGUGCGAGCGUACGCCCAAAAGGCCAUCAAGCCCGGUAUGUCAAUGACCGACAUCGUCCACGUCGUCGAAGACGGGACCAGGGCCGUGAUCGAGGAGGACGGCUUCGAGGCCGGCAUCGGUUUCCCUACUGGCGUGAGCCUCAACGAGUGCGCGGCCCACUACACGCCCAAUGCGGGCGACAAGCGGAUUCUCCAGCAGGGCGAUGUGCUCAAGGUUGACUUUGGCGUCCAUGUCCAGGGGCGCAUCGUCGACUCGGCCUUCACGCUCACCUUUGAGGACCAGAGCCCCUGGCAGCCGUUGCUCGACGCCGUCAAGGCGGCCACAAACGAAGGUGUCAAGCAGUCGGGCAUCGAUGCACGGCUCGGUGAGAUUGGUGCCUCGAUCCAGGAGGUCAUGGAGAGCCACGAGUUUGAAGCUCUCGGCAAGACACACCAGGUGAAAUGCGUCAAGAACCUCAACGGACACAGCAUCGACCGGUAUCGAAUCCACGGCGGCAAGUCGGUGCCAAUCGUGGCGGUGCCCAACCUGGACCAAAAGAUGGAAGAGGGCGAAUACUUUGCGAUUGAGACUUUCGGAUCCACCGGCAAGGGCUAUGUCAUGGACUCUGGCGACUGCUCGCACUACGCUCGAAAGGUGAACCCGCCCCAUGUGAACCUGCGUGUGGCCUCUGCGAGGCCGCUGCUGCACACCAUCAACAAAAACUUUGGCAGCCUGCCCUUCUGCCGGCGGUAUCUCGACCGCCUGGGCGAGAAGAACUACCUGCUGGGUCUCAAGCACCUGGUCAGCCAGGGCAUUGUCCAGGACUACCCUCCCCUGUCCGACAUUCCCGGCUCCAUGACGGCCCAAUAUGAGCACACAAUCUACCUGGGACCAUCGAAGAAAGAGGUCGUCUCGCGGGGUGAGGACUACUGAUCUUUGCUAUCGUGCUUCCGUCCUCCUCUCUCUCUCUCUCUUUCUGUGUGUCUUUUGUGUAUGCGUCUAUUUUCUUCAUUUUUGAUCCGGAAUAUCUACAAAAAAAAAGUCCUCGAUCUAAA
Molecule: messenger RNA, 1511 nt
Organism: Acaromyces ingoldii
Lineage: Eukaryota; Fungi; Basidiomycota; Exobasidiomycetes; Exobasidiales; Cryptobasidiaceae
Product: peptidase M24A, methionine aminopeptidase
Exons: 5
Coding region: 103-1389 (428 amino acids)
Biological process (GO): proteolysis
Molecular function (GO): metalloaminopeptidase activity
Source: RefSeq, a predicted model, not a curated record